This is a messenger RNA of Emiliania huxleyi CCMP1516, 231 nucleotides long. RefSeq lists its product as hypothetical. The annotation marks the transcript as partial. Lineage: Eukaryota; Haptophyta; Isochrysidales; Noelaerhabdaceae. The record is from RefSeq and is a predicted model, not a curated record. The transcript has a single exon. Gene Ontology annotation, molecular function: protein binding.
GGCUGGUCGGCAAAGGAGGUGCGUAAGCUGCUCGAGGCGACCGGGCUCGGCCGCUUCGCCGCCGCCUUCUUCUCGCGCGGCGUGGGCGGCGACGAGCUGCUGCGCAUGUCCGGCGACGAGCUCCGCGCGGUGAUGGCGGAGCAGGCCAGCAGGGAGGAGGCGAGCGCAAGGGAGGCGGCUGCUCAGCUGCUGGCGGCGCAGCUGGAGAUGCUGCGGGCGCGCGAGUGCUGA